UGCAGCCUCACUGUUUUUCUUCUUCUUCUUCUCCUUCUCUAGCUCUUCGUUUCGAUCUGUCACUUUCCAAAUGAAAAACCAGAUCGAAAAUCAGUGAACUAGGUUAAUUUCCUCUAUAUAUAUAUAUCUGAUGCAUGUUAUAUGUAUAGCUUAGAGAUUCAUUUUCCUCUAGAAAUCUGAUCUGGGUUUUGUUUCCCAGUACUCCAUUUUGAUCUGGGUUUUGCUUCUUUUACGUAUGUUCAUGCAAGUUCUAGCUCGAGCUCAUUGGGGUCACUUUGUUCCUUUCCAACUGAGUUAGGGUUCAUUUUCUGUCAUCUAAGUUCAGCUCAGAUGGAGGCGUUCACGGCGUUAACAGUGUUAACUGUGCUGGCGGCGUAUCUAAUUUGGUUCAAGAUCCUCACACGGUCCAUGAGAGGUCCACGUGUCUGGCCGUUAUUCGGCAGCCUCCCCGGCGUCAUCGAGAACUCGUGCCGCAUGCACGACUGGAUAGCGGACAACCUCCGCGCGUGCGGCGGCACGUACCAGACCUCGAUCUGCGCCAUCCCUUUCCUUGCUCAGAAGCAAGGGCUGGUGACGGUCACGUGCGACCCCAAGAACUUGGAGCACAUUCUCAAGCUUCGGUUCGACAACUACCCCAAGGGUCCUACUUGGCAAGCUGCCUUCCAUGACUUGCUUGGGGAUGGGAUCUUCAACUCUGAUGGCGACACGUGGUUGUUCCAGCGUAAGACCGCUGCGCUGGAGUUCACCACCCGCACGCUCCGCCAAGCCAUGGCUCGGUGGGUGAGCCGGGCCAUCGAGCUCAGGUUCUGCCCGAUUCUCGAGGCGGCUCAAAACGAGGGCAAGCCGGUUGAUCUUCAAGACCUCUUGCUUCGGCUCACUUUUGAUAACAUAUGUGGACUGGCAUUCGGGAAGGACCCGCAGACGUUGUCUCCGGGACUUCCAGAAAAUGAUUUUGCCACGGCUUUCGAUCGGGCGACCGAAGCCACGUUGCAAAGAUUGAUCGUGCCUGAGAUUAUAUGGAAGUUCAAGAGAUGGCUCAAGCUUGGGAUGGAAGUCAACUUGAGCCACAACCUCCACCACGUGGAUGACUACUUAUCUGAUAUCAUCAAUACACGAAAGCUUGAGCUGGCGAGUCAAAAACAAGGUUCAGACGGGACCCCACACGAUGACUUAUUAUCUCGAUUUAUGAAGAAAAAAGAAUCCUACUCAGACACAUUCCUCCAACACGUGGCUCUUAACUUCAUCCUAGCUGGACGUGACACAUCAUCAGCUGCGCUAAGCUGGUUCUUCUUUUUGAUCACUCAAAACCCGCAAGUCGAAGAAAAAGUUCUUUCUGAAAUAUGCACUGUUCUAAUGGAGACACGUGGUAAAGACAUUUCAAAUUGGCUGAAAGGUCCCCUAAUAUUUGAGGAACUUGACCGAUUGACAUACCUUAAGGCAGCACUAUCGGAGACCCUAAGGCUUUACCCAUCUGUGCCACAAGACUUCAAGCACAUAAUCAACGACGACGUUUUGCCGGAUGGAACUUUCGUGCCCGCUGGCUCUUCGGUCACAUAUUCUAUAUACGCAAUCGGGCGCAUGAAGUUUAUCUGGGGCGAAGAUUGCUUGGAAUUCAAGCCUGAAAGGUGGUUAUCUUCUGAUGGCAAACAAAUGGAGGUACAAGACUCUUACAAGUUUGUUGCCUUCAAUGGGGGUCCAAGAAUAUGUUUAGGCAAAGAUUUAGCUUAUUUGCAGAUGAAGUCGAUCGCCUCGGCAAUGUUGUUGAGGCAUCGGCUCGCGGUGGUUCCCGGCCACCGGGUGGAGCAAAAGAUGUCGUUGACUUUGUUCAUGAAGUAUGGGCUCAAGGUUAGUGUGCAGCCAAGAGAUUUGAAGCCAGUGUUGGAGAAAAUGUGCAAGGGUGACUGUGACUCAUGGAGCGAGGAAUUUAAUGAUCAUGUUAUCUCCAAUGGUAAAUGUACGUGAUGGGGUGCUUCAAGUGGUUGCCGUUGCUUAAGAGGGCUUGGUUGGUUUUCCGAAAAUUACAAUAAUUGGUAACAAUAUUAAUAAUGAUUAAGAGGUGAAUCAGAGCGCGAUGCAUGAUAAAUGUUAAGUGUAUUUAUACGUGCUAUAUGAUAUAUAUGCUAUUGGGGGAGGAAUGAACAAUUACAGGCUGUGUGUUUGGUGAUGAACCAGUUAUAAACAUAUAUCAUACAUAUAUAGUAACAAACUAUAUGUACUUCUAAUGUGGCCACUUUAUGUAAACUGAUGUGAUCAAUUGCAGUUUCAUAUAAGCAACACGUAAUUUGAUGGUGUUGAUCGAGAUGCAUACUCCAAAUUAAUCGAU
Messenger RNA from Fragaria vesca subsp. vesca, 2323 nucleotides. Its product is annotated as cytochrome P450 86A2-like. Bases 331 to 1962 code for a protein of 543 amino acids. Lineage: Eukaryota; Viridiplantae; Streptophyta; Magnoliopsida; Rosales; Rosaceae. The transcript has a single exon. The record is from RefSeq and is a predicted model, not a curated record. Gene Ontology annotation, molecular function: monooxygenase activity; oxidoreductase activity, acting on paired donors, with incorporation or reduction of molecular oxygen; heme binding.